AUGGCAUCAUCAAGCAGAUCUGGAAGAGCACCAGCUAGACAAGACCGGGGCGGCCAACAAGAGGAAUACUGCGACGAGCUUGUCUAUGAUAUUCUCAAGAAGAUGAACCAAUUUAAGACUGACAUCAAAGAGGAUAUGGACUACUUAAAGGGGCGGGAGGUAGACUGGGUAGAUUGGGAGGCAGAGCGCUAUUCGCAGGGCACAAUUUACAACAAGCUAACCAAAGAAGUGGGCGACGUGCAAGAGAUCCUUGAUUCUACGCCGGGGUAUAGCAGUCGUGAGAGUGCUAAGAAUAAGAUAAUCAGGAAGCACGAAGAGGUCCUGAAUGCUCAGAAAAGGUUUAACCAGCUUUGUGAGAGAUAUUUGCCUCCUAGGCGCUAG
Messenger RNA from Morchella importuna, 381 nucleotides. RefSeq lists its product as uncharacterized. The coding region runs from base 1 to 381 and encodes 126 amino acids. Lineage: Eukaryota; Fungi; Ascomycota; Pezizomycetes; Pezizales; Morchellaceae. The transcript has a single exon. The record is from RefSeq and is a predicted model, not a curated record.